AUGCAGAGCCAAGUGGUCCACGACGGCGGCCCGGUCGAGUUUACGAAGGAGUCGCCGGCGCUCAAGCUUGACGUGCUCAAGACGUUCAACCGUGCACGCGCAUGCAACCUCCACCUGCCCCAUGGCACGGUGCACACGCCGGUCUUCAUGCCCGUGGGCACGCAGGGCACGAUCAAAGGCAUCACGACCGAGCAAAUGGCUAUGCCGCCGAUUGACUGCAAGAUCUUACUCGCCAACACGUAUCAUUUGGCUCUGCGCCCGGGCACCGACCUCAUUGACGACAUGGGCGGUCUUCACCAGUACAUGAACUGGAACCGCAACAUCCUUACCGACUCGGGCGGCUUCCAGAUGGUCUCGCUGCUCGAGCUCGCGCAAAUCACCGAAGUCGGCGUCGAGUUCCAGCAUUGCGCAUCAAAACACAUUGGCGCCGACAUCAUCAUGGCGCUCGAUGACGUGGCGCCGUCGACGAUCGAAGACGACGCACGGUUCCUCGAAGCCACGGACCGCACGAUGCGCUGGAUCGACCGGUGUAUCGCCGCGCACAAGAAGCCCCACUGCCAAAACCUCUUUGGCAUCGUCCAAGGCGGUCUCGACACGUCCGAGGGCGGUCUUCGCGACCGCUGCAUCCAAGGCAUGAUCGAACGCAACCUUCCGGGCUAUGCGAUCGGCGGUCUCGCCGGCGGCGAAGACAAGACGUCGUUCUGGAACGUGGUUGCCAUGUCGGCGGAGCGGCUGCCGGCCAACAAGCCGCGGUACCUCAUGGGCGUCGGCUAUCCCGUCGACCUUGUCGUAUGCUCGGCCCUUGGUGUCGACAUGUUCGACUGCGUCUACCCGACGCGCACAGGGCGUUUUGGCACGGGCAUCACGUCCAAGGGUCUCUUGCGGCUCAAGCUCGCCGAAUUUGCCAACGAUAUGGCGCCGCUGGACCCAGACUGCGCGUGCUACGUCUGCACCAAGUACACGCGCGCGUACUUGCAUCAGGUCAUGAAGACGGAAGGGUCGAUUGGCCCGCAGCUCGUGACAUACCACAACAUUACGUACAUGCUGCACCUCAUGUCGAACGUGCGGGCCGCGAUCCUCAACGAGGCUUUUCCCGCCUUUGUGCGGGCCUUUAUGAAGGCGUGGUUCCCGACCGAGCCCGUCCCUACGUGGGUCGUCGAGGCGCUUCUCGUCGCUGGCAUCUCGCUCGACGAAGCGUAAGCACGCAUCCCGAGAUGAUCCGACGAGGAACGUGUGCCCCGAGACAGAUAACCUGCACGAAUACCAACUGUAUAAACAGUUUGUGGAUUUGCUAGCCUACUGCAAUG
Saprolegnia parasitica CBS 223.65 is the source of this 1307-nucleotide messenger RNA. Its product is annotated as queuine tRNA-ribosyltransferase. Gene Ontology annotation, molecular function: tRNA-guanosine(34) queuine transglycosylase activity. The record is from RefSeq and is a predicted model, not a curated record. Lineage: Eukaryota; Oomycota; Saprolegniomycetes; Saprolegniales; Saprolegniaceae. The transcript has 11 exons. Bases 1 to 1200 code for a protein of 399 amino acids. Gene Ontology annotation, cellular component: cytosol.